This is a messenger RNA of Podarcis muralis (Common wall lizard), 1310 nucleotides long. It is a transcript of the gene COX18, whose product is annotated as cytochrome c oxidase assembly factor COX18. Gene Ontology annotation, biological process: mitochondrial respiratory chain complex IV assembly; protein insertion into mitochondrial inner membrane from matrix. Gene Ontology annotation, cellular component: mitochondrial inner membrane. The record is from RefSeq and is a predicted model, not a curated record. Gene Ontology annotation, molecular function: membrane insertase activity. NCBI's taxonomy places the organism in Eukaryota, Metazoa, Chordata, Lepidosauria, Squamata, Lacertidae.
AUGUCCCAGCUAGUUGACAGCUUGUUUCGCUUCUACGUAAAUCCGCCACUGCAUGCAAUUGGGAAGCAACUUCCGAGGGUUGCGCGCGGGCCGUUUGGGGCGCUCCAACCACGGGGCUUGGGGGAGGAGCGCGGGGAGGAGCGCCACCGCGCGCCCGGGGCGCACGCGCUGCGCGGUGACCAAGAUGGUGCCCUGCGCCUCCCCUGCGCUCCUGGUUGCCGCUUCGGCCGCGCGCAGCUUGCGCGCCCCGCUCCGCCCGGGCCCGCGGCUGCUGCUGCUUUCCCGCGGCUGCGGCGGCGCCUCGCGCGCCCUCUGCGCGCCCGGAGGUGCGGCGCCGGCGGCGGUGGCCCCGGAGAGCCCUCCGCGUCCUGGGCCUGGUACGAAGCUUUGUCGACCUCGGCGCCCGUGGCGUGGAUGGAGUCGAGCCUGGUGGCGCUGCAGGCCGCGUCCGGGCUGCCCUGGUGGGCCGCCGUGGUCGCCGCCAGCGCCCUCCUGCGCACCGGCGUCACCCUCCCGCUCGCCGCCCUGCAGAGCCGCGUCCUCGCCAAGCUGGAAAACCUGAAGCCUGAAAUCCACAGCCUAGCCAAGCACCUUCGCUAUGAAGUUUCCGUUUGUGCAAAACAAUGGAGUUGGUCUGAAAAGGAAGCCAGGUUCCAUUUCAAGAAGAAUCUGAAAAGGAUUGUUUCCGAGUUGUACGUGCGAGACAACUGCCACCCUUUGAAGGCCACCUUGCUCGUAUGGAUUCAGAUUCCAAUGUGGGUCUUCGUUUCCAUGGCUUUGCGCAACUUCAGCAUUGGCAGAGCAGCUGCUGACGGGUUCUUAAUUCAGGAGCAGCUUUCCACAGGAGGGAUCCUCUGGUUUCCGGAUCUCACUGUACCUGACUCAACUUGGAUUCUGCCAAUCACUCUUGGACUCCUCAAUCUGCUGAUAGUGGAGAUUUUUGCUUUGCGGAAAACUGAACUGUCUCGGCUCCAGAGGUAUGGCACUAACUUCUUCCGAGGUGUCUCGGUGCUUAUGAUUCCAAUCGCUGCAACUGUACCAUCAGCAAUGGCUUUGUACUGGGUCUCCUCGAGUUUCAUGGGCCUUUCGCACAACCUCCUGCUUCGUUCCCCUGCUUUCCGUCGACUCUGCCACAUACCCCGGACCAAGUCUGAUUCAGACACUCCUUACAGAGAUAUUGCUGCUGGAAUCUAUGCAAAGUAUUUCCCAAAGUGAAACACUCUUUCAGAAGACCUGUGCUAUGUUUAGAUUUGGAAUUGAGCUGUGCUCUGCUAUAAAAGACUUAUUUAAUGUGGCUCCAUUGGACUGAU